ACACUUUUUACCAUACAUAAACAAGAAUGGCGAAAAAUGGUCAUGAGAUUUUAGGGAGGUCAUGAAAAUACCGCGUCAAAACUCCUCUUCUCCUUAUGUCGUGAUGGAGAGGAGGAACUCUCAGGUUGGAGAAAGACUUCGUUUGAAAGAUAGGAUUCUUGAGAGCAUCAAUAAAGCCAUCAAACAGAUUCAAGAACAGCAGUUCUGCUCUGGAGAGGAGAUCUUGACACUUUGCAAUGAAGACCGCUUGCUGAAGAAACUCUGCGAACACCUGGACCAUGCCUUUCUUCACGGGCUCCGUCACAUCACCGAUGGCUAUUGGCAGGUGGCCCAAGAGUUCACUCGCAAGGAGGCGAUUAAGGAGAUUUCUCGACUCACAAAAGUUACCACACAUUUAGGCAGAGGUCGGGCAUGGCUGUACAUGGCAUUGUGUGAAAACCUCCUGGAGUGUUACAUCAAGUGUUUCUCGGAGAAUGCCAAGGUGGUGGGAAAAUACUACGUGAAAGAUGCGCUCCUUCUCGACGACCAGCGUCUUCACAUUCUGUUGACGAUGACCGCUGGACUUGAGUUUGUCACCUUUGACCUCGAUUAUGAUGUGCCAUACCUGGACCUGGCCAGUUACAUGCCAAGCAGGAAACCAAGUCAUGCUCAUCAGGGGUCGGAGGGGGACGCAGAGGAAAGGUUGUCACUGUGUAGUAUGAACAGUGACAUCUCACAGAUGAGUCUACAAGACACCAUCCCUCGCACCACCAGUUUUGACGUAGAGUCUGUUGGUUCAUUGAACAAUAAUACUCGUCCCCUGGACCUCAACCUGAUUGUACCAUCGGACAACAGCUCCUUGGACAGCAUGAGGACUGCUGAAUACACCAGCGUCGGCCAAUCACAACCAUAUAGUCGCAGCCCAAGUCUGACAUUUGAAAACGACGUCAGGAGUCGAUUUAUGUCUCUGGAUAUGGAUGAUAUUAGUGCCGGUCAGGAUUUAGAGGUCAUAAGGGUCAAAUCAAAAUCUAAAGGUCGUAAGAGAAGGUCGAAUAGUAAGAGGAAGGAAGAGGGUGAGGAGAGUGUCCCCGCAAGUCCGAGGACGCCAUCAACACCAGAGGUCCCGCGGUUUGAUUUUCCUGCUUCAGUGGAGAAGAACUCGGACAUGCCGAAGUUGGAUGAAAUUGCAGAAUUAUCGUUGGAUAAUUUGCAUUUUAAUGCGACAAAGUUGGAAUCUGUUGAAUGUGUAGAUGGAUGUGAUAGCUCUAGUGCAAAAACUAUUGAAAUUGCUGGCCAGUUGGUGAAGUUGCGAGAGAAAUCGAGUCAGUCUAAAGCGGAGAAUGAUAACCUGACUUUUAAAGAAAAACGAGGAUCGUUCACCCAAAUUUUAGAUGUUGCGUUUGUACCAAGCGCUAUGCCAAAGGAAAAUGGACUCCUGGUUACUGAUCAGAGCGAAGGGUCUGGUGCUAUUGCACCAUUUGGAAAAAUGGACAAAAGUGGCUCCGCUACUUCUGAAAAGUUGUCAGAGAACGUAGCUGAGGGUGGUGAAGUCUGUGAUAGAAAUGAAAAAGAAUCAAACGUUUGUGCAUCUGUGCCUCGGGAAGAAAAUAUUGAAAAGGAGAGUAGAUGUGUGAAAGACAAAGGCGGAUUAAACAUUUCAGAUGAUAAUUCAAAGAAAUAUCUCAGCAUUUUAGAGCACAUGGACUCCGAGUCUUUUGACAUUUAUGCUAUGGAUUCUAGUCAGACUAGUCGCAUUGAAAAGGGAAAACUGCAUAAGGAUUUAGUCUUACCUGAAGUACCGGAAAUAUCGUUAGAAAACCCAACCCCCGAGGCGUCGAAUCAUGCAUGCGUGAGCCCGUAUGUUGAUUUAUACUGCCAAGACGGAGAAAUUCAUUCACAGAUUUUGAACAAAAGUGACAUUGAGGCCAAAGAAAAAAGAACUGGUGGUAUCGGUGCUGAGUCUAGUCCGAAGAAAACAUGUGCGUUAAAAAAGCCUUUGGAUCUUGCGGUCGGUCAGUAUCUGGAUCCAGCUUCUAUGCGAGAGGAGGGAGAUGGAGCGAGUCAAGGUUCGCCAGACGAUGGGAAUGGCCAUGACGGCCGGGCGGCGAGACAAGUGGUCAGUCCUGAUCAGCAUCUACAUGAAGCUGAAAUAAAAGUUGACAACAACAGCAUGUUGUUUCUCAUGCUUGAUGUCUUCCAAGAUCAAGAUGAACAGUUUAUAAAGAUGUACCACACGAGCCUUGGUCACAUGGAAGGCGAUGCCCAGCCCAUAUUCGUCCUGCUGACAGAUCGGGCACUCUAUCUGCUCGGGCGGCACAUGGGCGGCCCUCGUUACAGGAAGGAGGCUGUCAUCAAGUAUAUGGAACUUGAUUACAUUUCACUAAGUAUGAACUGUCAAAUCAUCAACAUUGUCUGCACAAAUCGCAGGAAACAGUUCUGGAUCACGACGGGUGAUGAAGAGUUGACUAAGAACAUAGUGAGUCAACUCGAUCUGGUGGUGCGACAAUCCGAGUCUGACCUGCCUCGCCUGAGUGUCCUGACCGACGCAACUGUUCAGAAGAUUGGCCUUAGGAAGUGGGUCUCCCAGGAUUGUCGCUGCCAGCCAAGUGAGGUGGAGUUACACUCGUACGCUCUGGUCCAUUGGGAAGAUGCAGCAUCCAAUGCUCGACCAGCCCGAGGAGUCGGCAAGGAGGGGACACUACUGUAUAAGGCGCAGGGAUACUUCGGUGGUCCGACGUGGAAACCAGCCUUUUUUGUACUCAAGGAUGGUGUUUUGUACCAUUAUAAUGACAGACAUGAUAACUCUUUACCGAAGCUCUGUGUCCAGUUAAACAGCGAAGAUUGCGGCGGUUGUCGACGGUGUACAACGACUGACCGAGAACACUGCAUUGAGAUUCUCCUCGCAAACGGUGGAUCACUACAGAUGUCUGCCGCUAACAGUGCAGACGCCCAGAGCUGGCUCCAGUGUCUGUGUCAGGCGGUCGCGGAAGGAGUAACUACGACUGUGCACAAUUCGAGCUGCCUUGCGUGCUGCUUGGUCCUCACCCAGAACAAGGUGUUAAUGUGUCACGAGGACGUGCAGACAAACUUCUUCCGCACCCUAGGCAGCGGAGACAUUGAAGACAUCACGGCGAUCACGACGGAUCCUGGAGCUAGGACGUACUGUAUCAUUGAGUUUGAAUCCCAGGAUGCCCGAGUCAGCUCAGAACAGUGGGUUCUGUACUUCAACUCCAAGGUUGAGGCGAAUAAAUUCAUGGAUGCUCUGUCAUCGGUGUGGGCGAAAAUAUUCCAAGUGUCGAUUCCUGUUCAGCGAAUCACCGAUGUUGUUCUCCAGAAGCGGUGCAGAGAGGGCGUGGCCAGGCUCAGGGCUGCCAUGAAGCAGUACAGUAUCGAGCGGUGAAUGAAAAGUGAUGAAAUCGUAAUUUUCGCGAAUUUCUUGAGGAUUUGUAAACCAGUCUGCUUCAUGUAGAACUUCGAGUUCAGAAGUGAGAGAUAUAUGCAUUUUUUAUAAUCUUUUGUGAUGGGUGGGAAGGAAUUGAAGGUGGACAGUAGGCAGGAGCUAGUGGGUUCAAUUGGUGGUCUCCAUGUCACUAGUAUGCACUGUUAGGGAGACAAGGCUUGGUUGGACUUGGUGAAAAAAAUAUUCCUUGUACAAAAGCGAAUAGUGCUGAUUUACUGUGAGAUAGUAGAGACACCUAUCAGUGACUUCGAGUAACUUAAUCUGGUUCACCUGGCUCCUGCCUGUACUCGCCCUUUAAGCUUUUGCUUGGAUUUCCUGAACUGUAGACCUUUGCUGAAGCUGUGUCUACUCUGUCUUUGUACUCAGUGGUUAAACUAAGAUUUUAAUUCUGACAUUUGGCUACGAUGUUUUGACUGCAAAAUUUAUAUCAAAAACUGUACUGAGAUUGUUUUUGAUCAUGUCUAUGAAUGCUGCCUCUGUAAAUAGCAUAAUAUUUAUUAUAGGAAAUAUUUAGUUGAUAGUUGAUCUCCUGUAUGGGAACUUCCUGGAUCUUCACAUAAUCAAAAAGCAUUUGGACAGACAGUCCUGAGGAAAUUUUGGGAGUGUUAAUAUGAACUACAUUUCCGAAUGAUUCCAUUAAGUUAUACUGGGCAUUCGUUGGGGGUUUCCAAGAAUAUUGUAUUGUCCCUGAUUUCUGUGAAAUUACGUGAUGUCAAUGGUAAUGCCUUUAGUAGCUUUCAGGACAGUGGAUUUAAGGUUUAUUUAAUCAUGGCUUAUUCAUGUAAAUAUAUGUAAUUGUUUCUGAAUAAAAUCAUGGGCAAAACGUCUUUCCGAACUUGUUUCUCUGGAUAAUGAUUUGAAAUUGUUGGUGCAUAGUCUGCUUUGUAAUGUAUUUUACAUGUCUCUGGGCUUCCGGUGGUAUUGAUGUUGUAACCUGCCACUGGGUGGCGUAACUGUGAUGUCGACUUGCCAGUUGCUUGGAUAAUUUGCAUGUUGGUGCCCUCGUUUUUUAUAAUGUUUGGUUCUUAGUAGCUGAUAUCAGUUAGCUUGAUAUUGAAAUGUUGAAAAGGUUUCGAGGAAUGACUGACAACUUUUAACAAGAUUUUACACCUUUCCUGUGGAAUGGUUUGGAUUCUCUUGUGGUGAAUGCAUUUAAUAGUGAUAUUCAUGAACAGACUUUGCUUGGUGAUCAUCUCUCUUGGGUUCAUUUAAGUGGUCCCAAAACAAAAUGUGUACCACAUCUUUAAAAACAUUACUGCCACAGUAUUUACAUGCAGUCAUCUUCUGUCUAGUUUUCUAUAACUGUGUAAUGUGGCCAACAAUCAACAUCCUUUAAUCUCGCUCCCACUUAAUUGGUAAAAAAGGGAUGAUCAUCAAAUGAUGCUUUCAUAUUGACCGGGGAUGUGAGGAAUGCUCUCCCAGCCAACUCAGCUGACAUGUAUUGUCGAUGACAGAUUGGUGUAGAAAGAAUUAUUUUAGCUCAAGCGAAGAGCUCCUUCAGUUUUCUGCAUUUAAUUGUGAUUAGAUUUGCAGCCUUGGAGCGAUUUUUUAUCAUGAUUCAGUAUGCUGUGACUGUCCUCCUUUAUCAUGGCGUUCCUUACAAAGGUUCCCAUGGAAUCUAACCCGCCAGUGGUCUUGUAACCUGACCAACUUGAUGCAUUUUGGUCAAUAUCAACAUGGAGCUUCAUUCAGAUACACCCUGUUUCGUUUUCAAUUGAUUGAACUUACUGGUUGGGUUCACUUUGGUAGAUGGGGACAGUCACAAGUCAAAAGUCUGUGAAUGUUUUUUUACAAUGACUUUGUUAUUUUUAUGCAAUGCUACAUAUCAGUGUUGCUAUAUGAUUGUUAUGAGACAUGUUUUUAGUAGCUAACAUAAGUCUUCUGACCUACUAGCAAGGUUGAGAUUGACUCGCCUCAUAGAUUCUUUAGCAUUGCGCACACAAGCGUUUUGAGUCACUGCAAUCUCUGAUAGUAUGUUUGAGGUCUCUAACAUCUGAAGUUCGUACUCAAUCUUACUGUUUAUAUGUAUCUCAGUAUGGCCUUGGGUCUCAGACGGUGACCCUGUUAUCUCUAACCCAGUACGUGUAUCUACCUGUACAUCUAUAUCUCUUGGCGUCAGCAAGAAAUAAACACUCUGUAUGAAAA
Molecule: messenger RNA, 5584 nt
Organism: Lineus longissimus
Lineage: Eukaryota; Metazoa; Nemertea; Pilidiophora; Heteronemertea; Lineidae
Product: pleckstrin homology domain-containing family M member 2-like
Exons: 14
Coding region: 62-3379 (1105 amino acids)
Biological process (GO): regulation of protein localization; lysosome localization; Golgi organization
Cellular component (GO): endosome membrane
Molecular function (GO): kinesin binding
Source: RefSeq, a predicted model, not a curated record